This is a messenger RNA of Leptosia nina, 1134 nucleotides long. The record is from the annotation of a GenBank genome assembly. NCBI's taxonomy places the organism in Eukaryota, Metazoa, Arthropoda, Insecta, Lepidoptera, Pieridae.
AUGUGGUGCAAAAUAUUGUUAGUGGGGGUACUUUGCACAGUACUACCCAGUUAUGGGUACAAAGCUAAAGAUAUGUGUAAAACACAUGAUAAAAUUGUAGCAGCUGGUUACCCAGCGGAACGAUAUGACGUGGAGACAAAGGAUGGCUACAUUCUAGAAGUUAACAGAAUACCUCGUGGUAAAAACCCAUGGACCCUUCGGAGACCAGUCGUUUUCUUGAUGCAUGGUCUCACUGGCUGCUCCAACUCUUACGUUGAACUCGGGCCUAAAUAUGCUAUGGGAUUCAAUUUGGCUGACUCCGGUUUCGACGUGUGGAUUGGAAACGCCAGAGGCGUAGGCAAUUCCAGGCGACACAAAUCACUCAACCCAGAUGACUAUUUCCAAAAGAAAGAUUUCUUCGACUUCACUUGGGAACACAUCGCUCUUAAUGACAUGCCUGCUAUGAUAGACUUUGCGUUACAAAAAUCUGGCCAAGACAAGCUUCACUACAUUGGUCAUUCCCAGGGAGGGACCGUGUUCUUGGUCCUCAACUCUAUGAAGCCUGAAUAUAAUGCGAAAUUCGCAUCAGCACAUUUGCUGGCUGGUGUUGGAUACCAGAAAAACUUCCCCAACACCCUGUUGAAAACUGCGGCGGCGUUAACUACUAGUAUUCAUACCCUAGCUUCCGCCAGAGGCGUUUAUGAAAUUUACGGUCCGAACUGGAAUACAAACCGCGCCGCUACUAGAAACAGUGCAGGAACUCCUGACGUUGAAGAUAUUCUGGAAGAAAUCGUUGAUGGAGCCGACCUAAUGGCAGGGUCAGCCGUCAAACAAUUCGCGCACUACGGACAAAACAUCAACGACAAAGCUUUCAGAAGAUGGUAUUAUACACCAACUAUGAACCUGCUAAUAUAUGGAUCUCUCGAUCCACCUAAGUACGACUUGAAAAAAAUUAAUGUAGACGUCAUAAUGCAUUACACUGUUGGAGAUGAGUUGCUUGACGAGAGAGACGUUCUUGCGAUGGUUAAGGACCUGCCUAGGGCUACGGCGAGGAAGGUGGCGAAGGCAGACUUUAAACACGUUGAUUUCGUAGCUUCUUCCUAUGUGAAGACAUUGGUUACGGAUUUCAUUGUUGAAGAUCUUAGACGGCGUUAA